This is a messenger RNA of Scomber japonicus (chub mackerel), 1274 nucleotides long. It is a transcript of the gene eeig1b, whose product is annotated as estrogen-induced osteoclastogenesis regulator 1b. The coding region runs from base 76 to 1215 and encodes 379 amino acids. The record is from RefSeq and is a predicted model, not a curated record. The transcript is spliced from 11 exons. NCBI's taxonomy places the organism in Eukaryota, Metazoa, Chordata, Actinopteri, Scombriformes, Scombridae.
GGGGGGUUGUUUUUGUUUUGUUUUCAUUCAUUUGGUGUUCAUCAUACCAUCAGCACACUCCAGCAGCUGGGAACAAUGUCUUUUUUGAUGAAAAAGAAGAAGUUCAAGUUUCAAGUGUAUUUCACAUUGGAGGAGCUUACAGCAGUGCCUUUUGUCAACGGGAUGCUUUUCUGCAAGAUCCGGCUGACUGAUGGUGGGGACUUUGCCAUCUUGUCAUCCAGGGAAGAGGUGCAGCAGAACUGUGUGCGAUGGAGGAAGAAGUUCUCUUUCGUGUGUAAGAUGAGCGCUAAUGCAAUCACUGGAGUGUUGGACCCUUGCAUCUGUAGGGUCUCUGUACGCAAGGAACUCAAAGGAGGAAAAGCGUUUUCCAAGCUAGGCUUUGCUGAUCUUAAUAUAGCAGAGUUCGCUGGUUCUGGCUCCACAGUUCGCUGCUGCAUCCUGGAGGGUUAUGACACCAAAAACACUCGGCAGGACAACUCUAUCCUCAAGGUAACAAUUGGGAUGACUCUUCUGUCUGGGGAUCCCUGCUUUAAAACGCCUCUCAGCACGGCCAAAUCUAUCUCCAUUGGUGACGAGGACCCUACCUUGCAGCUGGACUGUAAGGGGGAGAGCACUGAUGACAAAGUGCAGCCACUAGGGAGCAUCGUAGAGGGAUCUCGCACCUUUAAACCCAGACAGUCGUCAACACGUAGCUCAGGACUACCUGAGGAAGGAGAGAGUGUGUUCAACCCAGAUGAGGUCUUCCACACUGGUCAUGUCCGCAGCGCCAGCCAACACAGCAAGAUAUCAGGCUACAGCACAGGUCACUCUCGCUCCUCCAGCCUGACUGACCUCAGUCACCAUAGAAACGCCUCCUCCAGCAGCAGCGCAUCUUGUGGCUUGGCUCACCCAGGCCAGCCUCCUCCCUCCACCCCCACCAGACCAGAGCGACCUCCUCCCCCCUCUGCAGCAGCCCUCAUGUCCAACAGAUCCUCCAGGAGGAAAAAGGACAACGUGGAGAGGCAGCCCAGCUGUGUGGACGACACCCGCAUCGAUGCUGAUGACAUCGUGGAGAAGAUCGUUCAGAGCCAGAACUUUUCUGACAGCAGCAACAACGAAGACAGCAACUUGAGAUUGUUUGUCAGUAAAGAUGGGACCACAGCCCUCAGUGGGACACAGCUCGCCAACAGAGUGACACCUGGUGUUUUUGAAGCAGUGGUCAUUGAGACUCACUGAGACAUGCACCGUUUCAUCUCCAGCCUGGUCGACUGGUUCAUGAUUCUAUGACAUCUGAU